ACAGCUGCCAGUGAGCAGCAGUCACAGACUGUUAACCUCAAGAUCUGGAAGUGUUUGUGAGUCAACGAAGCUUCACAAACUCUCUCGCUGUCUGCCUUUGUCAAAGUUUGGCUACAUAAAGCCAACCUGGUGACUGUAAGAUUCACACUCAAGUGAGCUCAAGCACCCUCGCCCUGGCCGUAAGGCACCUGCCGGAAAAUGACCCUGCAGCCAUUAACUCCAGUGAACUGUGCAGGCCUCAUACAGCCCGGCUUCUCUCUGCUGCAGCUGGAUGGUGAACCUCUCCUGUUUGGCCAGAAAGGCUGGCCCAAGCGCUCAUGUCCAACGGGAGUGUUUGGGGUUCGGUUCAAAUGUGGUGAGGUGAAGUUGAGGGCCAUUUCAUUCUCCAAUGACUCGUGCUACCUUCCUCCGUUACGUUGCCCAGCUGUUUGCCGCCUCGAUCCCUAUGAUGGGCUUCCAGAGAGUUACCUCAUCCACGGUGGCCGCACGCCAAAUAACGAGAUCUCAUCCAGCCUGUAUGUGCUGACCACUGAUAGCCGUGGCUGCAACCGUAAACUGACCCUGUGCUGCAAAGAGAAAGAACUGGUGGGCGAGGUGCCGGGGGCCAGAUACGGCCACACGAUGAGCAUGGUUCAAAGUCGUGGGAAGACAGCUUGUGUGUUGUUUGGGGGUCGAUCCUACAUGCCUGUGGGAGAGCGCACCACAGAGAGCUGGAACAGCGUGGUCGACUGUCCUCCUCGGGUGUUCCUGUUUGAUUUGGAGUUUGGUUGCUCCUCUGCACACACUCUACCUGAGCUCAGCGAUGGACAGUCUUUCCAUUUGGCGCUUGCUAGAGACGACUGUGUCUAUAUCCUCGGGGGUCACUCGCUGGCCUCAGACUCCCGCCCUCCUCGACUCUUCCGCCUGCGUGUUGAUCUACUGCAGGGCAGCCCUUUGCUUUCCUGUGAGACUCUAGACACUGGCAUAUCCAUCUCUAGCGCCAUAAUCACACGUACAGGUCCCGCUCACAGAUACAUUAUCUUAGGUGGGUAUCAGUCAGACUCCCAGAAGAGGAUGGAGUGCAGCACGGUGAUUCUAAACGAGAAAGGGAUCCACUUUGAGGCCUUAGAUUCGCCAAAGUGGACCCCAGAUAUCAUCCACAGUCGCACUUGGUUUGGCGGCAGUGCUGGAGAGGGAAGCUUCCUCCUCGCUGUGCCUACUGAGGGAAGGCCAUCCCAAGCAGAUAUGCACUACCUCUAUCAGGUAAGCUUCCACACAGAGGGAGAAUCCAAAGAAGAGGAAGGAUCUCAGGGCUGCAGCCAGGAGUCGACAGAUUACGACGACUCCACUCCUCUGGAAGACUCUGAGGAGCUCUACUUUGGGCGUGAGCCGCAUGAACUGGAGGACAGUAGUGAUGGAGAAAAGGGCAUGUACAAUGAGGAGGAUGAGGAGGAUGAAUCACAAACAGGCUACUGGAUCAAAUGCUGCCUGGGCUGUAAGGUGGACCCCAACACGUGGGAGCCGUUCUACUCCACUGAGCUCCAACGGCCAGCCAUGAUCUUCUGCUCCAGAGGGGAGGAGGGACACUGGGUCCAUGCCCAGUGUAUGGAGCUGUCUGAGACGCUGCUGCUCAGGCUCUCCCAGGGCAGCAAAAAAUACUUCUGCCUGGACCAUGGAGGCCUGCCCUACCAGGAGAUGACCCCGCCGCGACAGGUCAUGCCUCUGAAGCGAACUCCCAUGAAAGUUAAGGACAGGAAAACUCCUCCGACAAUCAAGAUGUCCCCUGCUAAAAAAAGCUUUUUCAGAAGGCUUUUUGACUGAAUCAAGUUUACUGCUCACUGUCAGGACUGUGGUGUGUGAUUAGGAUGUUUCUUGUUUAAAUAAUAAAUAUGGCAUAAAAAAUACAAAAUAUGCAGAUCUGCGCUAAAAAAAACCCAUAAACAUCUACGCUGUAUAUAUUUUCAUCAGAAUUUUACACUGACAAAAAAAUACAGAAUAUUGAAGUCUAUCUCCAAUGUUUCUAGUUUCUGUUUUUACCAGCUGUUUAACAGUUAAUUGUAAUUUUGUAUUCCUGUAAGUACCACAGGUUAUUACUUCCAAACUCUUUCUCCCAUGGCCAGAUGGAGCUGAAUUCUUUUUGCAUUUCUUACUGCAAUUAAAAUGAUGUUUAUUGAAUGAAAAAUACCCAAUAAACGUAUCUGUACCCUAUGAAAUAAACAAUA
Messenger RNA from Plectropomus leopardus (leopard coralgrouper), 2201 nucleotides. It is a transcript of the gene rag2, whose product is annotated as recombination activating gene 2. Gene Ontology annotation, molecular function: protein binding; sequence-specific DNA binding. Lineage: Eukaryota; Metazoa; Chordata; Actinopteri; Perciformes; Serranidae. The record is from RefSeq and is a predicted model, not a curated record. Gene Ontology annotation, biological process: V(D)J recombination. Gene Ontology annotation, cellular component: DNA recombinase complex; nucleus.